AUGCCCUCCCUCCCAGCCAUCAUCCCCGGCCUCUGGCUCUCCUUCAACCUAGGCACGAAUCGGUCCGAUCUCGAGAGAGGCAUCCGCCGCCGGGAUUACCUCUACGAUGACGACGACGGCGACGAUCACGCCGACCCUCCGCCCAUUCGCGAAAAGACCUCUCCCACUGCUGGACCCACCGCAGACCGCACCCUCACCGCCUCGCCAACCCAGGACGAGACUGCCAAGACGCAGAAAAGCCGCAGAGCCAAGCGCAGCCAAACCGCAGGCUCUCGCAUCGACGCAUACACCCCCUCGUGGGUCGCCCGGCUCAAGGACUUCCUCUUCCCCUCGCUCACCGCGCAGGACGUCGAGACCUACGCGCCGUACUACCGCCUCUCGCCCAUCAUCUCGGGCGUGCUCAUCCCAUUCUCGAUCCUCCUCGAGAUCCCGGGCGUCACCGAGCGCUGGUACAUCACCACGGACGAUGGCCACAUCGUCGACACCAAGCCCAACCCUGCUAUUCUCGAUGUGGGGCUCGCGCUGAGCAUGGCGUGCGCGGUCGCUGCGAAUGUGACGCUUGUGUUUAGGUUUUUGGAGAAGAGGGUGAGGACGGCGACGAUCUUUUGUGUUAUAUUUCUGUCUACGCACGAUAUCAUCAACAUCAUCGCUGUCACCGUGUUCGGAGUGGAGCAUCGUUUCGACGAUGGGUACACGUAUGGCCAGUCCUUCUGGAUGACCGUCUGCUCAACAGCAGUGUCGACCCUCACCAACAUCUCCCUCAUCGCCGACCUCAUUCGGAUCAAGGACUUUGACAAGCAUGGAAGCGGCCUAACGCGCAAACAACGCUCCCUCGUCAUCCUGAACAUCGUCCUCUUCUCCUACCUCGCCCUCGGAUCCCUCAUCAUCGUCUUCCUCAUGGAGCUUUCCUUCGUCAACGCGCUCUUCUUCGCCGUCGUCUCCAUCGAGACCGUCGGCUUCGGCGACAUCACCCCACAGACAACCGGCGCACGCAUCUUCACGUGCCUAUACUCCGCCUUCGGAAUCAUCAACGUCGCAGUCGUCGUCGGGCUCUUCCGCGAGACCGUGCUCGAGGGGCUCGAGGUCGGCUACCAGCGGCGGCUGAACGGGCUCCGCGCGCGGCGCAGGCAGGGGCAGGUGCGCAAGCGCGCGCAGGCGCGGUGGCGGGAGGCGGUCGCGUGGAGGCUGCGGAACCAGGGAUCGCGCGUGUGGGUCAGGGACGAGCACGAGGGCAGGCCGCGCCGUGCGCCGGUGAUGCGCGUGCGCGAUCAGCUGGUGGCGUGGUGGUAUGCGCUCCCGAAUGUGCGCGAUGCGGACGGGGCGAAUCAUGCGAAUGGGCGGAGGCUGAAUCUGGAGGCGCUGGAGCAGAGUAAGCUCGAAGGGGCGGCGAUGGAGGCGGGUAUGCCGCUUGAUAUGUUGCUCCCGCCCGAGUUUUACGAGCGCCAGCGAGAGAAGGAGCGGGAGCAGGAGCGCGUGCGGGAGCUCGAAGGGGAGACGCAGAGUGUAGCGGGCAUGCUCGACGGCGGAGGCGACAACGCGCUUCAUGCUACGGAAACGCCCAACGGCCACGACCACGCACAGAACCCGACAUGGAACAUGCUCAACCCCGCGUACCAGCAGAACGCGCGACAGGCGCCCGUCUCGCUCACGGGCCGUCGCAUCGGCACGAUGGCGGGCAUGCUCACGCGCCUUGGGCUUGCCGUGUUCGAGAUGGGCGGGCCUGUACACGAUGGGGCCGCCGGCGACGAGUUGCGCGAGGUGGAGGGGGAUGACGAAGAAGGCGGGGACGCGAGCGCGCCGGAUCCGAGCGAAGAUUUGUUUGGUGGUGCGACGAGCGACAGUGCGAGUACGGACGAUCUAGGCGCGGAGUACCAUCGCGUGGUGAUCGAGACGGAGACGAAGGCGUUUUAUACGCGGUCGACGGUCGCUUGGACAGUGUUUAUCCUGUUUUGGACGGUUGGGAGCGCGAUUUUUAUGGCGACAGAGGGGUGGUCUUAUGGGAUUUCCUUUUAUUUCUGUUUUAUUGCUUUCACGACGAUCGGCUAUGGCGACUAUGCGCCAACAACUACCACAGGCCGGUCGAUUUUCAUCGUCUGGGCUAUGCUUGGUAUCGGCACGAUGACGAUCCUCAUCUCCAUCGUAUCAGACGCCUACUCCUCGCAAUACAAACACAUGCUCAAAAGCCGUGCAUUCGACAAAGCCGUCUCGCGAUACCGCAAGCGCACCAAAGAAGACUUUGACGAGCGCGUGCAGGAGCUCACAGCAGCGCGCGUCGCGCCCUCCAUCCGCUUCCACCCGCACACGAGCGACCCGACCCUGCUGAGAGCGCGCGCGAGUGCACAAGCGAUCGGCCAGGAUUCCUCCUCUACCACCGUCGACAGCGCCUCGGAGGUGUCCUCUGCGACCGCCACUGCGACCGCUUCUCCGAGCCCUUCGGGGUCGGGAUCAGGCUCAGCGUCGGUGUCGAUACCAGGCUCGCUGAACGAGGCCGAGGAGCAGACGUACGCCGACUCGAUGGAGCGCCUGCGCCACACGCAGGGGCCCAUCGCGCCCUUCUCGGCGUCGCUCGCGCCCGCGCACGAGCGCGCGUUGGAGCAUGCGCAGCGCGCGCUGGAGGCGCUGCCGCAUGCUGUGCUGGCUGAGGCGCGUGCGUUCCAGAAGUACGUGCGGUAUGUGGGCGACGGCGGGGAAGGCUCGGAGGACGUGGCGCCGGGGGCGGUUGAGCGGGACGAGGGCGUGGAGGAGCGGUUGAGGGUGAUGUUGGAUGAGGUGAUGGGUGAUGCGCAGGGACAGAGGAGUAAGGGCGGGUUCGGCGGUGCGAGGACGAAGGCGGAUAUUUUGAGGGAUCCGGAGGCGAGGAAGACGUUAUUCACGUUGAGUGUGGAACGCUCGCUCAAAGAGCUCAUGAACAUCGCCGAACACGCUGUCGCUGCGCUCAGUGAGCGCGACCGGCUCACGGGCAUGAUUGAGCAUGAGAGGCAGUUGACGCAGGAGGGAGAGCACAGUCCGCGCCGCACCGCAUCUCGCUCUGGCUCUGGGCCUGCCGCUGGUUCUGGCGUUGCCACUGACGGCCUCCGUACGGAUGAAAACCUGGACUCGAAAACAACUAACAAUUACACCUCGAACGCAGACCCAAGUCCGAGUUCCUGA
Messenger RNA from Coniophora puteana RWD-64-598 SS2, 3150 nucleotides. RefSeq lists its product as uncharacterized. Gene Ontology annotation, cellular component: membrane. The coding region runs from base 1 to 3150 and encodes 1049 amino acids. Gene Ontology annotation, biological process: stabilization of membrane potential; potassium ion transmembrane transport. Lineage: Eukaryota; Fungi; Basidiomycota; Agaricomycetes; Boletales; Coniophoraceae. The record is from RefSeq and is a predicted model, not a curated record. Gene Ontology annotation, molecular function: potassium ion leak channel activity. The transcript has 6 exons.